GAGUAAACAACAUAGUAACAAUGAAGGACUCUGCCAGCUAUGGUAUAGCCAUGUAGGAACGAAAAAGAAGGCACAGGAGCACUGGCCGUUCCACGUGCGCGUGCUAAAGGCGAGAAGCGGAGCACGUUCCGAGGCGAACAGGCACCCAUGACCCCGACGUCCCGAGAAGCCGCCGCGCUGGAGAAGGCCAGCGCAGUCUCCGGCCGGUCGGAAAGCCGCGGUGCCAUAAUCCAAACGGUGCGGAAGAGAAUUGGGGAAACAAAUGCCGAAUCCGGAUCAGGAACGUCACCCCCCUACGACGAAGACGAACAUCCCAAUCUGACCAGAGUCCAGCUGCGUUCCGCCACACCGCUCAAGCAACAAGCAUUGAUGCCCAACACAAAUGACUACCGCGAUUGCGAGCUCUGGCUCUACAAGGACCGGCUGGGCUGUGUGCACGGACCCUUCUCCGGAGCCCGCAUGGCCUCCUGGUUCGCCUCCGGGUGCUUCCGCAUGUCGUUGCCUGUAAAACGCACUUGCGACCGAGAGUUCCAACUGCUUGGCCAGCUUAUCAAGAGCUGGGGCCGGUUGCCGUUCCGCCAUCAGACUUCUCCAGACCAACACUGUAGCGCUGAAAAGCAGACGGUCACCGCAGGUACGACACCGCCCGCACUGCCGUCAGAGAGCAGCCCCGCGAAGGAAAAGCCGCCCUUGGGCUGCGACGACAAGAUCCUCAAAGAAAGCCAGAUUUCAUUCGUUGACUUGCAGGAAAAACCACGCCCAAUGAUAACGAUAAAGGCCUUGCCGAUGACUGCAGCAAGGCACCCGAAGUGUGCUUUUGUACGCAGUGCCGAACGAGUCAAAGUUCCGCUGGGAUUCCGCGAUGCUGCAGAACUACCUGCUGAAGACAAGCGCACAAAAGACGGCACUAAAGGUGAGGUGAACCAGCACGAAGGUGCCUGGGGCGGCUAUAAGGAGUGCCAGGCAGCAGCCCGAAGCUUCGUGACAGCAGCAGUGACGCAGCCAGCCGAAGCAAAGACUGCGGCCAACCGCCGUUCGACUGCCGCCACUGCUACUGCUCCGAUGACCUGGGCCAAAGUGUGCCAGAAAACGCCGACCAAGCCACGGUGGGAGGAGCCUGCAAAGCAGGAGCCCGUCGCCAUUGAGAACAUGGCGCGGUUCCCGUCGCUUGGUGGCAAGGCUUUUACAGACGCCGUGCAGAACAAAAUAAAAAACCAACAGCAAAUCCAGCAGUACGCAUGGGCACGACGCACAGCUGCCGACCAGGAUUUCACGCGCUGGAGCUACGACAGGCUGAGGAAGCUGCCGUCGUACGUCCACGUGCCGACUUUUUUCGAGCUGCUGAGAGACGUCGACUCCAACGCUGAAAUCGAAGAGUAUGUCCGCAUGCACCUCGGCAACGGCGAAGAAGUCUCGCGCUUUGCACAAGAGUUCGUGCAGCGACGGUCUCAGUGGAAGCAGCUGACGGGCUGGAAGAGUCCGGCUGAGCUUCGUGCGGCGACCGUACGCGUCGACAUGGCGUCGAAAGGCCGAAAGAAAACGCAGAAGCUGAAUGGCACGGCCCUGGGCUUCGUGACGGCAGGAGAAGCUUUCAAGAAAGUGUGAAGGCCGUCGGUCUGAGCUUUCGCAGCCUCGGGGUUGCACAAACUUUUUUUUUUUUUUCGACACCUGUGAAGACAGCACACUAUAAAAUAAAGUUUUUUUAAGAGUUCA
Molecule: messenger RNA, 1713 nt
Organism: Dermacentor albipictus
Lineage: Eukaryota; Metazoa; Arthropoda; Arachnida; Ixodida; Ixodidae
Product: GRB10-interacting GYF protein 1-like
Cellular component (GO): cytosol
Molecular function (GO): protein binding
Source: RefSeq, a predicted model, not a curated record